Prionailurus viverrinus (fishing cat) is the source of this 984-nucleotide messenger RNA. RefSeq names its product ferritin light chain-like. NCBI's taxonomy places the organism in Eukaryota, Metazoa, Chordata, Mammalia, Carnivora, Felidae. The record is from RefSeq and is a predicted model, not a curated record. Gene Ontology annotation, biological process: iron ion transport; intracellular iron ion homeostasis. The coding region runs from base 208 to 759 and encodes 183 amino acids. The transcript has a single exon. Gene Ontology annotation, molecular function: ferrous iron binding; ferric iron binding. Gene Ontology annotation, cellular component: cytoplasm.
CAGUACACCUGGUAGUCCCAAGGAUCUGCCUCUUGCUUCAACAGUAUUUGGAUGGAACAGAUCCAGGGACACCUCUUCUAACAGCCUCUGACCACCCUCCAACAUGUUUUCUAGUCCCAACUUUCAGAGCCAUCUUCUCAGCCACCCUCUGCCUCUGAGAUCAGCCAACACCCUAUUUUGAGCUUAGCUCCUUAUUACAGAUCAACGAUGAGCUGCCAGAUUAAUCAGAAUUAUUCCACUAAGUUGGAGACCACCACCAAUUGCCUGGUCAACAUGCAUCUGCGGGCCUCCUACACCUUCCUCUCUCUGGGCUUCUAUUUCAACCGUGAGGAUGUGGCUCUGGAGGAUGUGAGCCACUUCUACAAGUUGGCUGAGGAGAAGCGCAAGGGUGCUGAGCACCUCUUGAAGAUGCAAAACCAGUGUGGUGGCCACGCUCUCUUCCAGGAUAUGCAGAAGCCAUCCCAAGAUGAGUGGGGUAAAAUUCAGGAUGCCCUGGAAGCUGCCCUAUUUCUGGAGAAGAACCUGAACCAGGCCCUUUUGAAUCUGCAUGCCUUGGGUUCUGCCCAUGCAGACAUGCAUCUCUGUGACUUCCUGGAGAACCACUUCCUAGAUGAGGAGGUGCAACUCAUCGAGAAGAUGCGCAACCUUCUGACUAACCUCCGCAGGCCGGCUGGCUCCCAGGCUGGGCUGGGUGAGUAUCUCUCCGAAAGGCUCACCGUCAACCACAACGAGGAGUCUCUGGAGCCCAGCAGCCUUUGAGGGGCCCCUUUGGCAUCCCUCUGGCUCCAGGCUUAUGCCUGAGCCUCUCCCUACAACACCGGGCAGCUCUUUAACCAUCCUGGAGCCCUCUCCUAAGCUGUGGCUGUGGACCAAACGGAAACAACAAAGCUUUUUGCAGCAGCUGGUGAAAAAAAAUUUUUAAAUAUCUUCCAUGUCUCUACUUGACUUUUUGAACAUACACUGCCAGAGUCCAGCUCCAGCAGG